AUGUCAAGCAAAGGAAAAGAGAUACGAAGAUCCACCGGUUUCCAUGGCGAUGGAGCAAUUAGCACUGAGGUAAGCAGCGAGGCCAUUGCUGGCGUGAUGUUGACCAUAGGAGAAGGUAGAGCUUAUGCUCUACUGGGCUUCAGCGAGGCAGAGGACACUAAGGGCCAUGGCAGAGUUGGCGAGGCUUGGGUCCUCGCGAGCCAAGGUGAUGAAGUGGGGGACCAAGAGGGCGAGCAUGAGGUGCCCUGGGUGCUGUCUGACGCGGCAAUCCAAGCUGAAGGAGGGCGACAACGCCAUGGGCGGUCAUCAGGUGCCGCUGGCCAUGGGUCAGGGAGUCGGAGGAACACGCUGAGGCCAGCUGGGCAAGUACCAGUGAGUGUUGAGGUGGUCCUGUCAGUCACUAGGUGUGAUCAAGCAAAUGCGUAG
Molecule: messenger RNA, 426 nt
Organism: Ilex paraguariensis (yerba mate)
Lineage: Eukaryota; Viridiplantae; Streptophyta; Magnoliopsida; Aquifoliales; Aquifoliaceae
Source: the annotation of a GenBank genome assembly